Molecule: messenger RNA, 3284 nt
Organism: Saccostrea cuccullata (small rock oyster)
Lineage: Eukaryota; Metazoa; Mollusca; Bivalvia; Ostreida; Ostreidae
Product: gametogenetin-binding protein 2-like
Exons: 12
Coding region: 151-2022 (623 amino acids)
Cellular component (GO): nucleus; cytoplasm
Source: RefSeq, a predicted model, not a curated record
ACAUAUUUCAGGUGCCCGGACAAGUAAAAUUGGAUGCAAAAAUCUAUUCCUUUUCACGUUAUAUUUGAUAAGUAAUGCUUCUUUGAUAUAUUCAUAUGCUCCUGACUAUUCCAGAUUCUUUCUUAUCCCGUCACAUUAAAGACGUUUGAAAUGGCGCGGUUGGUAGCCGUGUGCAGAGCAGAUGACUACCAGUUUGAUAGGAGACAGCUACCACUAGUCGUUGAUGACAACUUGAAGAUGGUUGUACAGUUCAGUGACAAUUGUGUUGACUGUGAAAAUGUUCGAGGAAUUAAGAGAAAAGAACUGGAACAUUUUGUCCAGCGAUUUAGUAUGCUGUCCAAGGAUGAGAUAGCUAUGCAGAUGAUGGUCACAAGUCAAGACAUUAUGAACAUGUUAUCACACAUGGUGCCCUGUGUGGGGUGUAGACGAAGUGUGGAAAGGUUAUUUAACCAGCUAGUGGAAGGUCAACAUUCUGCAUUAGAACCUCUCAUCAUUACACGGAAAGGUGUUAUGUCUGUUAACAGAGAGUUUCUGUGUGAUCCCAAGGCAUUAUAUGCAUUAUUUUAUAUUCAUGGUGCAAAGCUUAAUUCCAUGAUGGAUUCCAUUCCGAAGAGCAAGAAAAACAAGCGUUGUAAUCUCCACUCUUUGGAAACCCACAAGAAUCGAACAACAGGGAGCUGGAUUGAUAUCUGGGAUUUAUUAGCUCAGGAAUGUCGUGAGGAGGUCGUUCUAGUGGAUGCUGAGAGCCUAUUGGAGACUUUGGAAAACUAUCUGAGAAAACAUAGGUUUUGUUCUGAGUGUAAGGCCAAAGUUCUCCGUGCCUACAGUAUUUUAGUUGGGGACCUGGACUGUAACUCAGAGAAGGGUUACUGCGCCGUUCUGUAUGAGGGCCUGCGAUGCUGUCCCCAGGAGAGACACAUCCAUAUGCAGUGUGAUACCGAUUUUAUUGCUCAUCUCAUCGGCCGAGCCGAGCCAGAACUAGCAGGAGGGAGUAGACGAGACAGGCAUGCGAAGACCCUGGACAUAGCUCAGGAGGAAGUCCUGACGUGUUUAGGAAUCCACAUUUACGAGAGGCUUCAUCGUAUCUGGCAGAAAUUGAAGGCAGAGGAGCAAACUUGGCAGAUCUUGUUUUAUCUUGGUGUUGAUGCACUGAAGAAAAGUUUUGAGAUGGCGAUGGAGAGGAAGCAGGGAAUCUCCAACCUGGAGCUGAUCUGUGAGGAGCUGUUAGAGGAGGAGCGAGCCAAGGAACAGAAAAGAGAGCAGAAACGGCAGAAAAGGAAGAAAAAGAAGGCCAAGUCCUCCCAGAUUGUGGACCCGGGGGAGACCCAGAGUGAGGAGCCCCCAGUCCUGUGUGAGUGUGAUAAAAAUCAGUCCAUCAGUAAUGAGAAAGGGGCGCACAAGUCCUGCUCAGAGAAGUGUGGGGUUUAUGGUGAUCAAAAUUCCAAUACGACACUGGCUUCCAUGGAAAGCUGUAGAACUGCAGUGACGCCCGAGAGGCAGAUGAAGAACGGGAGUAUGAACAGUGAUUGCGGGUAUUCCUCGGACGUUGAGGGCUGCGAGUGUAGCAUGCCUAGUUCUAACGAGGGCUCAGAUAUUCUCUGUGAUGGCAGGUGCAGUAGUCAUGAUGGUGGAGACAGUGUCUGCGAGUCCUUGAUUGACAGUCACUGUUGUUCCAAUUCUGUGUGUCACGGUCCUCCAAAGAAAGAAGACCAUAGUCACUGUACACACAAACCUAAAAAUGAUUCAUCAGCUCUCAGCGUGAAAUGUAAAUGUGCCAACGAUAGUCCUUCCUUUGUCAAGAUGAGUCUCCAGGACAUGUUAGAGGCUCCAUGUACCUCUGAUGACGAAGAUUUUAUUUCUGAGGAAGAAAUUCAGCUGUUCAAGGCCAAUCAGUCUAACCUCCUACUGAAACGGCAAGAACUGCGAGAAACAUUGCGGAAACGAUUCGACACACUCCAACAGCAGAGAUCACCAGACAUGUCUAGUCUUGAUAACGUCAUGCAGAAAAUGUGUAACCUCUAGAACAACAGCAUUGUCAGGCAAAGUCUGUGAUCAGCUUUAAGGCUUUCCCAUAUGUUUGAUUUUUAUUCCUGAGUUUUUUUCAAGAACACAUGCAUUAAGAGCUAUUUCUGAAAGUACUCUAUCACAUUUUCCUUUCUUUUAUCUUGAUUCCUACAAAUUGUCAGGAUUUUUCUUCUGUACAAUGCAAGUACAUCUGUGCUUUGUUUUAAAGCUAUGCUAUGAGAAAACACUUUGUAAAACGGGCUAAGCUUUUUAACAGUGUAUUACACAUUUUCAUAUUCCAGCUCUGUUUUUUACUAUUACCAAUUGCUCUCUAACUAAAUACCUAGAUCAGUGUAGUUCAUUACAUAGAUCUUGAUUUUAAAAGGUCUGUUUCAAAAGAACUACACUCUUUGUUAUCUAUGGGUAUGAAGCAGUCAAUUAAUUAGAAUAUUUUAGAAAGAAAGAGUCAUUCCUAGGAAUUCUUGACAAAACCAUUGCACAAAUGUUAAUUCCUUGUUUGAAGUGCUUUGACAUAUUAGGUCCAAGUGAAUUGUGGGACAGUUUGGAGCCAAUUCAAAGAUUACGUAUUGGUUCAAAAGGAUGGGGUUUUCAUUCUGUGAUAAAAACUUGGUACAUGUAGAAUGCAAUUAUACAAUGUAGAUAUUAUUUAUUUAAUAGUAUAUUUAAAUAAUCCAUUGGAUUUGAAAAUUUUUGAAGAAAACAAAACUGACAAAUUUUUUUUUCUUCUAAAAGCUGUAUUAUAUUGUGAACCACUUGUGUUGCUGGUUUAAAUCUGUGUUUUUCGUGAGAUUGGGAUAAACCUUACCUUGUCUUCAAGGGUUGCUUUGAAAAACUUUUAAGAGAUACAGAACGAUGUUGAACGUUUUCAUGAAUCAGCGAAACCUGUGGAUUUAUGAUUUUUUUUUCUCCCACAGCAAUAAUUAUGAUUAUUUUUUUUUUGCUUGUCAAUAACAUAAAACUACAAGUUAAGCCUGACAGUGGAAUGCAUGUAAAUGAUGAAAUACAUGCAUGUAUAUUUAUCCAACUUUUAUUGUCUGGUUGAAUUGUGUUUAUUUUUGGACACUGCUGCAUGAUUAGAAUAGAAUUUUUGAAUAUGAAUUCUGUUUUAAACAGUUAUUAUAUGACUUGGGUUAUCUUAAUUUGUUGCUCUGUUUCACUGUAUCAUUGAUUUCAGAUUAAAGGUGAGAGAUGAGCACAAGUGGGUUCACAUUUUUGUAAAGGAUAUAUAAUAAAGAAAUAUGUACAUGUACUAAAAAAAA